AUGGCCACGACUGCACCUGUCCCAGUUGCUACGCAGGUGCCUCUGAUGCUACAAGCUUCAAGCACGUACCAGUAUCAGCCUCUGGGGUCUAAAGCAUCGAGUUACCGACUACUGAAGCUACUGAAAUCUGAAGGGAUGAUGCUUGAAUGCGAGCUCUCCUUGCAGUCACGAGAUGACGGGCACAUUCCCUAUGAGGCUCUUUCCUACACAUGGGGUAGUAGCGAGCUUGUCGAACGUAUCACAGUCAAUGGGAAACAAUUCUGGAUCACGGACAACCUGUACGCGGCCCUACAGUGCUUGCGACGGAGCGAUAGAGAUCGCUUUCUAUGGAUUGAUGCGGUCUGUAUAAAUCAAGCCGACAAAGAAGAGCAGGGUCAUCAGGUUCAGCAAAUGGGUGAAAUCUACAGACAUGCUGAGAAAGUCCUCUUUUGGCUGGGCAAGCCAACUUCAGACAUGAUGUCUUUGGCGGAAGCGCUCAUCCACCAUCAUACCGGGAAAGAGAUGCCCAAAGACCACCGCUGGGAAAAGCAUCGGAACGGUCUGCAGCAGAUGCUAAACAGAGAGUGGUUCGCAAGGGUCUGGAUCCUACAAGAGGUAGCCAAUGCACAAACAGCCGAUGUCUGCUCUGGUGCUUGGUCCAUCCCGGCGGAAACAUUUGUCCUCGCACCAUCUCUCGUUCAGUUGGAGGGAGAAAUUCCACUGCAUUGCAAACCGGUGUUAGAAAUUAUGGCGAAUUCUACACGCUCAGGGUCUUGGUGGGCCCAGAAGCCGGAUUUACGCACUCUUCUGCGCAGGUUUCAAGCAAGUAAAGCGACCGAUGAACGCGACAAAAUUUACGCCCUCCUUGGUCUGUCAAGCGAUCAGCUAGACAUGGAGAGUGUUACAAUAGACUACCAAAGGCCAAUUGACCAGGUCCUUAACGAGACUAUUCCACACCUGCUUCGAUCUACUUCGGCUAUAAGAUCUGGACUAUUCGCCUACCAUGAGGUCCUUAAUCUCAUGGCUUCCUUCACGACAGUGAACACAACCUGUUUCAUAUUCGAAAGCUAUGAAGCGCGCACAACAGAAAUCCUGUAUCCUCACCUUCAAACUGGGGAAGUAAUAAGUAAUGCGUAUGCUCUGGAAUAUCGUUCCCAGCGCAUACUGGUCUCUGCUGAUCCAGCACUGCUCUUGUUCGAGAAGAGAACAGAAAGCGCCCUUCAGAGCCAGAAAACAUGUUAUGAUCAGGUAAUGUCGGUUCUAGACAGGACUAAAAAGCUCGGGAACGAGAAGUAUGAAAAAGAUCUGCAGGUCUAUUCAUGGGGUAGCAUCGAGCAGCACGUAAAAGUGGUUGUGAUUCGUGACCGGAGAAACGCCAUCUACAGAGCUGCAAAUCUAGGCUGCGACCUGGUCGUGGAACAAUUGCUGAAAUAUUUCGUUUUCGGGGACGAAGAAAAGAAGGAAUGGAAAGGGUCGCUGCUUGCAGAGGCUCUGGAAGAAAACUACACGCGGACUGCGGAGUUGAUUCUCAAUCUAAUUGGCCCUGUGGACCCGCAAGAUGAGUACUACAGCAACGCACUCGUCAGGGCCGCAUCCAGUAGGCGCAACCUUGCGGUUGUAAAGAAGCUGCUAGAUGCAGGCGUCAGCGUCAACACAAGGAGUGACUACUAUAACGGGAACAACGCACUCCAGAUGGCUUCGAGCUGGGCCAAUGAGUCAACCGUGAAGUUGCUACUAGACGCGCGCGCCGACGUGAACGCACAGGGUGGAGAGUACGGCAAUGCACUCCAGGCAGCGGCUUCGGAUGGAGACGAGGCGACGAUAAGGCUACUAUUAGAUGCAGGCGCCGACGUGAACGCACAGGGUGGAAAGUACGGCAAUGCACUCCAAGUGGCAGCUUAUAGUAGACACACGGCGACGAUAAGGCUUCUAUUAGAUGCAGGCGCCAACGUGAACGCACAGGGUGGAAGGUAUGGUAAUGCACUCCAGGCCGCAGCUCGGAGGGGCAACGCAGAUGUCGUAAAGCUACUAUUAGAUGCAGGUGCAGACCCCAACAUACCGGGUAAAGACCCUCACACACAGAACACAUCAGGCGUAAGCGCACUUCAGAUGGCUUCUAAAUGGGACGACGAGGUGGGCAUCAAGUUGUUGCUACUGGACGCGGGCGCCCAUCCUCUAGAGUAA
Molecule: messenger RNA, 2163 nt
Organism: Didymosphaeria variabile
Lineage: Eukaryota; Fungi; Ascomycota; Dothideomycetes; Pleosporales; Didymosphaeriaceae
Exons: 1
Coding region: 1-2163 (720 amino acids)
Molecular function (GO): protein binding
Source: RefSeq, a predicted model, not a curated record